This is a messenger RNA of Caenorhabditis angaria, 8532 nucleotides long. The record is from the annotation of a GenBank genome assembly. NCBI's taxonomy places the organism in Eukaryota, Metazoa, Nematoda, Chromadorea, Rhabditida, Rhabditidae.
AUGGCUAGCAACUGUUCCGCAAGCCUUUCCGCAUUCCGCAACGUAUUUUCUUACAGCAACAUAAUCUGUGGUGAAUUCCUCAACCGCUCCGCCCUAUCCACCCAAAUCUUUGCACCCAAACGUGAAUUCCCCGAAGAAUCCGACCAAGUCUUCUACGGCAAAGCCUCUUCCGCGCCCUUCAUUUCUUCCGGAGCGGAAAAAUCCGCAUCCCGAAUCUAUCAACAAUUCGAUGUGUUUGUUGAUUCGAUUCAUUUCGAUCAUCACAAUUUGUGGGGUCCCGAAGAGAUUACCGUAUCCAAAAUCAGGAAUUUGUAUUUUGAGCAAAUGUUGAAGGUGCAUCAUAUGGCACAGAUUGAACAACAUCAUUUGUGAGUUUGGGAAAGUGUGCCGCAAAAUUGCAGAAAAGGGGCGGAGCCUAGGCUAGAGACGCAGAGAAACAUAGAGAGCACAGAGACCCUUGACAGCUAUAGUGAGGGUAGAGACGUAGAGGGACAUAGAGAGUAGAGCGAUAGUAGAGAAGCUAGAGCACCAGGCAGCCAGACAUCUAGAGAGAACGGCUAGAGACGCAGAGGAACAUAGAGAGUUAAGAGAUAGUAGAGAAGCUAGAGCCCAGACAGACAGACAUAUAUAGAGAGAGAGAGAGAGAGAGAGAGAGAGCAAGGCUAGAGAGUAUGACGGAUUGAGAGAGCACAGAGAAACCAGAAGACUAGAGGCGCAGAGAGGUAGAGAGCACAGGUAGAUAGAGAGACCCUAGACAGCUAUAGUGAGAGUAGGGACGCAGAGGAACAUAGAGAGUUGAGAGAUAGUAGAGAAGCUAGAGCCCAGACAGACAGACAUCUAGAGAGAACGGCUAGAGAUGCAGAGAGCUAGAGAGCACAGAGACCCUAGACAGCUAUAGUGAAUGAGGAAAUAGAAGAGAGUAGAGACGCAGAGGAACAUAGAGAGAUAGUAGAGAAGCUAGAGCCCAGACAGCCAGACAUCUAGAAAGCACGGCUAGAGACGCAGAGGAACAUACACUCGCUCCGCUCGAGGCCGCUUCGCGGAAGAUACCGGGGCGCUUCGCGCAAGCUUGCGGAAAGACUAGCGGCACACCCGCGAGUCUUGAUUUUUAGGCUCCGCCCAUUUUUUUUUGCAAAUUUGCGGCAUGGUUUUCUGUCAAAUUCUAAUUUUAAUUUUUCAGAGAAAUCUCACCAGAAGAAAAAUCGAAACUCCACGAAGAAAUUCUCAAAAAUCGCCAUCAACUCGAAAAAUUGUGGCAAGAUUUACAAGAAAUCCGAAAAAAUCAACAAUUUUCAGCCACAACAUUGAAAUAUAUCCCGAUUUUAGAAGAAGAUCAAGAAGAUUGGAUGAAAUUCGGAAAAUGCGAAGAAAAUUGGCCGAAAGCUGGAAGAAUUCAACCGAAAAUGGAAAAAGAUCGAAUAACUCGACUGAAUCGAAUUGAAAUUCAACUUAUUUUAUUUUUUAAUGAAAUUGAAGUUGCACGAACUGAUUGGAUGAGUUUUAAACCAUUUUUGAUACCUGUUAUGAGAAGAUUUGAGAUGGAAAUUUAUUCGAAAAUUUGUAAUUCACUUUAUUUUGUGGUUUUGGAGAGAUCAGGAAAACGAGGAGGAAUUAGAGAAAUCGGAAAAGCUCAUAUUCCACUUCCCAAUGAAAAUGAUUUGGAAAUUGCGUUGCAUGAAGCGGUUUUUGAGUGUGAGCAGAUUUUUAAACCGUGAGUUCUCGAAAUUCAAAAUCCUCGUGAAAUUCCGGUUCGAAAGACAUCCCACAAGCCUAUAUUCUGAGAAAUUUGAAUUUUUGGGUUGCUACGCAGUCAAUUUUGAUACGUAGUGAGGAUUGUAGAGACUAUCAAGCUCUAAGAACUCAAAAUUCAGAAUCCUCGUGAAAUUCCGGUUUGAAAGACACCCCACAAGCCUAUAUUCUGAGAAAAAAUUAAAUUUUUGGGUUGCUACGCAGACAAUGUUGAUACGCAGUGAGAAUUGUAGAGACUAUCAAGCUCCAAGAACUCAAAAUUCAGAAUCCUCGUGAAAUUCCGGUUUGAAAGACACCCCACAAGCCUAUACUCCGAGCAUCUUGGGUUGCUACGCAGCGAAUUCGGGUAUAGUGAAGUUGAUACGGAGUUUGGCUAAUUUUCAAGCUAGGGUUCUGAAAUUAUUGGCUUCCGGGUAAUUUUUGACGCUGAAAACGAUGCAAGCAAUUAAAAAGGGUUAAAAUGAAGACUCCGUAUCAAUAUUCGCUGCGUAGCAACUUGGAGUUCACAUUGCUCAGAUUAUAUUGAUGUUGGGUGUCUUUCGAACUCAAAUUUCAUCCUGAAUUUAAUAAUCUAGGGUUAAAGCUGUAAAAUUCCCACUACGUAUCAAUAUUCGCUGCGUAGCAACUCAAUUUUUACAAAUUGCUCAGUUUAUAGUCUUGUUUGGUGUCUUUCGAGCCCAAAUUUCAUGCUGAUUUCAAAAAUUUCAUUUUCAGAAUCGGUGAAAGCCUCGGAACCAGCACAAAUCUCAAAGAAAAUGGUCGAAUUCUGUGUCGAGCAAUAAUGGAAAAUGGCGAAUUGAAAAGUUCGGAAGAGCGAAAAAUCAGUCAAAUUCUACAAAACAGUGGAAAAAAAGGGGAAAAACGGCAGAAAUUCGAAUUAAUUCCGGCUGAACUUUUAUUGGGAAAUUUGGAUUUUGAUGAAGAAUUGGAGGAAAAAAAGAAAUUGGAAGAAGAUGAUCGAUUACAGAAAAAAUAUACACAAAGAAGUGCGAUUGAUGCGAAAAGACAAGCAUCGAUUGAAUUUGCGGAAAUGAUGAGGUCAGACAUGUUUUAUUGUUCUCAGCGCAGAAAAUUACCCCGGGAUGUUGAUUUUUAGAAGAACCCUAGCUCAAAAAUUAGGAAAACUCCGUAUCCCCUGGAUAUUCGCUGCGUAGCAACCUAGUUCAUCGUGUUCAGCGCAAAAAGUUACCCGGGAACCAGAAUUUUCAGAUUCCUAGCUCUUGAAUUAAUCAAACUCCGUAUCACCCUCACUAUAUCUGAAUUCGCUGCGUAGCGACCCCCAAAACUCCCAUUGCUCAGAUUAUAGUGAUGUUGUAUGUCUUUCGAACCCAAAUUUCACGUAGAUUUCGAUUUUCGAGGUCCCGUGCAAUGAAAAUGACUAGGUUUCUCACUACGUAUCAAUAAAUGUGUUGCUAUGCAGUGAAAAUUGAUACGAAGUUAUCAAUAUUGGGCUUUGAAACCUAGUUCAUCGUGUUCAGCGCAAAAAGUUACCCCGGAACCAGAAUUUUCAGAUUCCUAGCUCUUGAAUUGAGCAAACUCCGUAUCACCCUUACUAUGUCUGAAUUCGCUGCGUAGCGACCCCUGAAAUUUCGCAUUGCUCAGAUUAUAGUUAUGUUGUAUGUCUUUCGAACCAGAAUUUUACGGGGAUUUCAAAAAAUUUAAUAUCGUCUCUCUAAACCGACUCCGUAUCCACUUUCUACAGCAAUUUCGCUGCGUAGCAACCCAAAUGUAAAAUUGCUCAGAUUAUAGUGAUGUUGUAUGUCUUUCAAACCGGAAUUUUACGGAAAUUCCGAUUAUCACAUUUCUAGAGUCUGAAACCGACUCCGUAUCCACUUUCUACAGCAAUUUCGUUGCGUAGCAACUCACUAUAGUCUUGUGGGGUCUCAUUAGAACCCAAAUUUCAUGAAAAAUCCAAAAAAAAUGUUAAUUUUCAGACGCCGCGUCAUAAAUCGCCGUCGCCAAGUCGAAAAAAAGUACGAAGAAUUGGUGAGAGAACAAAGUAUUCCAACAUUAUCCGUAGCUCUUGGACAAUUAUUUGCACCAGCAGAUGAAUCAAGAAGACUCAAACCAAUGAGAAGAGAAGGUACAGUACUUCUAGAGAUCUACAGUAACCCUACAGUAAUCUAUUUUUUUGUAGAUCGUGGAAGAGAAGAAGGUUGGAAUAAUACAAUUGUGAUAAAUAUUCAAUCGGCUACAAAUUUGCCAAUUCGAACUGAUUCUGCAACUCUUCAACCAUUUGUUUUGGUGAUUUUUGGCGGGAAAUCUGUGAAAACUGAAGUUGCUAUUGGAAGACAUCCAAAUUGGCAAUUUACAUCAAAAAUUGUAUUAGAUGAGGAAGAUUCGAGAGAUGAGUUCAUUGAAGUCAAGAUUUAUGAUCAGGUGAGAGAUUUUUUUCAUUUUUGAGCGCGGAGAGCCAGAUUUUCGAAAUCCCCGCGAAAUUCCGCUUCGAACGACACCCCACAUUGAUAUAAUAUGAGAAAAUGCUAUUUUAGGUUGCUACGCAGCGAAAGUUGAUACGUAGUGAGAGUUCUAGAAUGUUUCUGGAUCUGAAAACUAAAAAUUUGGAUUCCUCGUGAAAUUUGGGUUUGAAAGACAUACAACAUCACUAUAAUCUGAGCAAUUUGAAAUCGGAGGUUGCUACGCAGCGAAUUCGAGUAUAGUGAAGGGGAUACGGAGUUUGAUUAAUUCAAGAGCUAGGAAUCUGAAAAUUCUGGUUCCGGGGUAACUUUUUGCGGUGAACACGAUGCGCCUAACAACGCACACGUUUAAUUUCUCCGUAUCCAAAUUCGCUGCGUAGCAACACGUUGUUUUUGAUACGUAGUGAGAGUUCUAGAAUGUUUUAGGAUCUGAAAACUAAAAAAUUCAGAUUCCUGGUGAAAUUUGGGUUUGAAAGACAUACAACAUCACUAUAAUCUGAGCAAUGGGAAUUUUAGGUGUUGCUACGCAGUCAAUUUUGAUACGUAGUGAGAAGUGUAGAGACUUACAAGCUUCAUGUGCUCAAAAUUCAGAAUCCUCGUGAAAUUCCGGUUCGAAAGACACCCCACAAGCCUAUACUCCGAGCACUUUGGGUUGCUACGCAGCGAAUUUAGGUAUAGUGAAGGGGAUACGGAGUUUGCUCAAUUUUAAGGAUAUUGUUAAGAAAUUUGGGAUUCAGGAGUAAUUUUUCACGCUGAAAACGAUGCGCUGGGUCUCAACUCUUGAAAAUCUAGUUUUGGAAAAAAUAGACCCCCCUGACGUAAUAGAGGGGGGGGGGUACCUGGUUUUCAAACUUCUAACAUUUCCUUUUAAAAAACAGGCCCCCUGGCUAAAAUUUCACGAGGAAACCGAUAAAAAUGGUGAAAUUUGGUAGAUCCAACUGGAAAAUGUCCUCCUGGCUUAAAAUUUUAUCCCAACCGCUCCAGUUUUCAGAUAAUCGAAGAACUCGACAGAGAUGAUCGUCUUCACAAUGUGAUUCAUGAGCAAUUAACCUCCCGUCUCUUAGCUUCCACAAAAAUCCGCUUCGAUUCCCUGACCACCGUAUCAAAAAUCAAUUCCCCCGUCAAAUUAUGGCUACCAAACUACAUUUCAAACUACAAAAUGUCCGCAGAGCCGAGUUUUUUGAAACUUUUGCUCUCAACACAAAUUGCUUCGAAAUAUAAUAAUCUGGAUUAUAGACAAAGUCAACAUUCGACUGAAAAUGCGAAAAUUUUGGAGAAAUGCAGGGAAUUGCAACAAUCGUUGCGGGACCAAUUUCCAAAAAGAAUUUAUCGACCUUUAGUGGUGGAUAUUCAUGCGAAAAGUGUCAUUUGUUGUAGGUACGGUAGUUUUGGGCGGGAAAAAUGAUCUUGGCGCGAAAAAACUACAGUAACCCUUUUUGGAGCCAACAUCUACAGUACUUCUAGAAUGCAAAAAUUCCAAAUUUAUCUACAGUAACCCUAUUUUAUUAUUGAAAAUUCUGAAUUUUCAACAGCCAAAAUCUACAGUAACCCAGAUUUUUUGACCCCAAAUGAGCCUGUAGGUACUGUAGGUUUUGUGAAAAGAAUCUGGGAUUUUUCGAACUUGGGAUUACUGUAUGCUGAAAACUACAGUAACCCUAGGCGUAGUCGGUACUCAUAAAUCCCCAAAUUUAUCUACAGUAACCCUAUUUUAUUAUUGAAAAUUCUGAAUUUUUCGCGCCAAAAGUUACAGUAACCCAGAUUUUUUGAGUCCAUCUGAGCCUAGAGUUACUGUAGAUAUUGGCGCGAAAAAAUCUUUCGGUCCUACAGUAACCCUGGCCUUGUUUUGUUUCGAAAAAUUCGGGAUUUUUCGCGCCAAAAGUUACAGUAACCCAGAUUUGUUUCAGUCUAACUGAGCCUAGAGGUACUGUAGAUUUUGGCGCGAAAAAAUCUUUCGGUCCUACAGUAACCCUGGCCUUGUUUUGUUUCGAAAAAUUCCUGAAUUUUUCGCGCCAAAAGUUACAGUAACCCUAGGCUUGUUUGGUCUCAAAAAAUUCGGGAUUUUUCGCGCCAAAAGUUACAGUAACCCUAGGCUUGUUUGGUCUUAAAAAAUCCAGGAUUUUUUCGCGCCAAAAGUUACAGUAACCCUAGGCUUGUUUGGUCUCAAAAAUCCAGGAUUUUUCGCGCCAAAAGUUACAGUAACUUCUCAUUUUUUUUCCAGAUAUCUUCGUCCAAUAAAUCCGCCUCCAAUAAUAAUGCAAGAAUCCUCAAAACUUCAAAUUUGUCAAUUAUCCGCAAAUAUAAUUUCAACUCUUCCAAUAAUCUCUAAUUCAAAUGGGUCUCACAGCGAUAUUUGGAGUACUGUAGAUCAACUAACAACAAUUGGAAUAUGCGGAGGAAUUGAGGAAAAAUCGAUAUUGUUGGCCUGUUGGCUGAUGCAUUUCAAAAUUAAAAUUUGGAUUUUGUUGGGCGAAAAAUUGGGUGAAAAAUGUGGAUUUGUGGUGGCGGAACUCGAAAAUUCUCAACAAAAAAUAUUGAUUGAUCCAAAUGAUGGUUUUAUUUUUCAAAAUUUGCAUGAUUCAAAUUGUGGUUUCGAGAAAAUUUGGGGAGCUUUUGAUGAAAAGAAUUAUUAUGCAAAUUGUCAGGAAUAUGAUAAUAUUCAACAGAUUUCGUUGAAUUUUACGGUUAGUUUGGGUUGCUACGCAGCGAAAUUGUUGAUACGGAACGAGAUUCAGACUCUAUAAAUGUUAUAAUCGCAAUUUUCAUGAAAUUUCGGUUCGUUAGACACCCAACAUCAAUAUAAUCUGAGCAAUGCGAAAUUUGAGUUGCUACGCAGCGAAAUUGUUGAUACGGAGUGAAUUUCAGUUUUUGAGAACCUGAUUUUCGAAAUCAGCGCGAAAUUCCGGUUCGUUAGACACCAAACAUCAAUAUAAUCUGAGCAAUGUGAAAUUUGAGUUGCUACGCAGCGAAAUUGUUGAUACGGAGUGAAUUUCAGUUGUUGAGAACCUGAUUUUCGAAAUCAGCGCGAAAUUGCGGUUUGAUAGAUACCCAACAUCAAUAUAAUCUGAGCAAUGCGAAAUUUGAGUUGCUACGCAGCGAAAUUGUUGAUACGGAGCGAAUUUCAGUUGUUGAGAACCUGAUUUUCGAAAACAGCGCGAAAUUUCGGUUCGUUAGACACCCAACAUCACUAUAAUCUGAGCAAUGCGAAAUUUGAGUUGCUACGCAGCGAAAUUUCUAUAGAAAGUUGAUACGGAGUGAAUUUGAUAAGAUGAGAAUGCGUUUUUUGAAAUCAGUGUAAAAUUCCGGUUCGUUAGACACCCAACAUCAAUAUAAUCUGAGCAAUGUGAAAUUUGAGUUGUUACGCAGCGAAAUUUCUAUAGAAAGUUGAUACGGAGUGAAUUUGAUAAGAUGAGAAUGCGUUUUUUGAAAUCAGUGUAAAAUUCCGGUUCGUUAGACACCCAACAUCAAUAUAAUCUGAGCAAUGCGAAAUUUGAGUUGCUACGCAGCGAAAUUUCUAUAGAACGUUGAUACGGAGUGAAUCUCUGACGUUGAAAUUGUGAUAAUCGGAAUUUUCAUGAAAUUUCGGUUCGUUAGACACCCAACAUCAAUAUAAUCUGAGCAAUGCGAAAUUUGAGUUGCUACGCAGCGAAAUUGUUGAUACGGAGCGUGUUUCAGCCUUUAAAAAUGCGCUAAUCUUAUUCUCCAUGAAAUUCCGGUUCGUUAGACACCCAACAUCAAUAUAAUCUGAGCAAUGUGAAAUUUGAGUUGCUACGCAGCCAAUUCAAGUAUAUAGGGAGGUGGAUACGGAGUUUCCUCAAUUUUGACGGAAAAAAGUACCCGGGGGUAAUUUGAGGCGCUGAAAACGGUGCAACUGUUUUCAAAAGCUGAAAAUCAAUUUUUUUUGCAGAAAACUGCGAACUGGAAGCCUCUUCUUGGACCAUCCGACGAAUCCUUGGAAACAAUUCAACCCUCAAUAGCUCGCUAUGAAAAACUAUCAGAAGAUUGGAUUCUGGAGUUAAGAAUCGGGUUGGAAAGAGAGAUCAAACUGAAAUUCGAUGAAUCGCGAACACAUUCAAUUCCCCAAUGGAAUUUAGUAGCAUCACGGCAACUUCGAGAAAUUCUGGAAAAUCCACGGGACCCUCCAGAAGAAAAAUUGGCACGGCUCAAAGAUGCAUAUCGAAUUCAACUAUUUAUUCUGGAUUUCGCGUAUCUCUCAAUUCCCGAUUGUAUUUCACAAGUUCUCGCGACAAAUUUGCACUUGAGCCCUGAUAAAAAUGCACAAUUUGCACUGUCUGUCAAUUUGCUCGACUAUUUUUCGCAUAUUUUGAGAGCACAUAUUGCUAUUGCAAUUUUGAAACCAAAAAAAUAA